AUGUCACCCACCACAACCACAGUUAAACAAACGACAACGACAGUGUCACCAACCACCACCGAGGUUGCACCAACGACAAUUUCACCCACCACCACCACAGCUGCUCCAACUACCACCACAGCGGCCUCAACGACAACAACAAUGUCACCCACCACCACCACGGCUGCCCCAACGCCAACGACAUUGUCACCCACCACCACCACAGUUGCCCCAACGACAACAACAGUGUCAUCCACCACAGAUGCCCCAACGACAAUGUCACCCACCACCACCACCGCUCCCCCAACGACAAUGCCAUCUACCACCACCACAGCUGCUCCAACUACCACCACAGCUGCCUCAACGACAACAACAAUGUCACCCACCACCACAGCUGCCACAACGACGACAACAACAGUGUCAUCCACCACCACCACAGCUGCCCCAACGACAAUAUCACCCACCACCACCACAGCUGCUCCAACUCCCACCACAGCUGCCUCAACGACAACAAUGUCACCCACCACCACCACAGCUGCCCCAACGACAACAACAGUGUCAUCCACCACCACCACAGAUGCACCAACGACAACGAAAGUGUCAUCCACCACCACCACAGCUGCCCCAACGACAAUGUCACCCACCACCACCACAGUUAAACAAACGACAACGACAGUGUCACCAACCACCACCGAGGUUGCACCAACGACAAUUUCACCCACCACCACCACAGCUGCUCCAACUACCACCACAGCGGCCUCAACGACAACAACAAUGUCACCCACCACCACCACGGCUGCCCCAACGACAACGACAUUGUCACCCACCACCACCACAGUUGCCCCAACGACAACAACAGUGUCAUCCACCACAGAUGCCCCAACGACAACGACAAUGUCACUCACCACCACCACCGCUCCCCCAACGACAAUUUGCCCCAACGACAACAACACUGUCAUUUACCACCACUACAGCUGCCCCAAUGACAACGACAAAGUCACCCACCACCACCACAGCUGCCCCAACGACAAUGUCAUCCACCACCACAGUUAA
Molecule: messenger RNA, 1032 nt
Organism: Misgurnus anguillicaudatus (oriental weatherfish)
Lineage: Eukaryota; Metazoa; Chordata; Actinopteri; Cypriniformes; Cobitidae
Source: RefSeq, a predicted model, not a curated record